AGUAUGUGUGUGCCUUUACACAUAAUGCAUGAGUUCUUUAUUCUAUAUACUUCGCGUGGGGCAUAAUGCCUUCGCCUACACACAUAUGUCAUAUAUUUCAAUAAGUUCGCUUUUGACUGCUAAAUGCAACUCUGUAAUUCAGUAAAGCCAACUUCAAAUGUUUGAUAUCAAGCGGUUGAAAAUCAAAUUUUUUUUGAAGUCCGGAGAAACAAACGAAUGUUAUUUGGUGUACAUUUUAAUUUAUGUUCAUAAAUGAAAUUGGUUAUAUGGUUGUCGCGGAUUUCAUAAAUUUUAAGAUAAAUUAAAAUUCUAAAGAGAAAUAAAUAAUGACAUCAUUACAAAAGAACAUAAAAGUUGUUGUCAGAGUUCGGCCAUACAAUCGCAAAGAACUGGAACAAAAUCAAAGAUGCGUCAUAAAAGUUUUGGAUGAAGGUUGUCUACUUUUCGAUCCCGACGAAGAAGACGAAGACUUUUUUUAUCAAGGCGCCAAACAAAGUUAUCGGGAUAUCACGAAGCGUAUUAAUAAGAAACUUAGUAUGGAUUUUGAUAGAGUGUACGACACUUGUGCAACCAAUAUAAAUAUAUUUGAGGAGUGUACAGCGCCUUUAGUAGAUACUGUUUUGAAUGGGUACAAUUGUUCUGUAUUUGUAUACGGAGCUACUGGGGCAGGCAAAACAUUUACUAUGUUAGGAAAUGAGUCAAUCCCUGGACUUACGUAUCUGACAAUGCGUGAUCUUUUUAAUAAGAUACAACUUCAAAACGAACAACGUAAAUUUGAUGUCGGUGUUAGUUAUUUAGAAGUGUACAAUGAACAAGUUAUGAAUUUAUUAAAUAAAUCCGGUCCUAUGAAAUUGCGAGAGGACUCAAACGGAGUUGUUGUGAGUGGUCUCAUACUGAGACCUAUAUAUAGUGCUGAAGAACUAUUACGACUGUUGGCACAAGGAAAUUCCAAUCGAACACAACAUCCAACAGAUGCAAAUGCUGAAAGUUCACGAUCUCAUGCAAUAUUUCAGGUGCAUAUACGUAUGACUGACCGCAAAACUGGCACAAAACGUACAGUUAAAUUAUCAAUGAUAGAUUUAGCUGGAAGCGAGAGAGCUGCUAGUACAAAAGGAAUUGGUGUGCGCUUUAAGGAAGGUGCAAGUAUUAAUAAAAGUUUAUUGGCACUGGGUAAUUGUAUAAAUAAGUUAGCUGAUGGUCUCAAGCAUAUACCAUAUCGCGAUUCUAAUUUAACACGUAUAUUGAAAGAUUCCUUAGGAGGUAACUGUCAAACUUUGAUGGUUGCAAAUGUCUCUAUGAGUUCGUUAACAUACGAAGAUACUUACAAUACUUUAAAGUAUGCAAGUCGGGCUAAAAAGAUACGAACAACAUUGAAACAAAAUGUUCUUGUAUCGAAUAUGCCGAAGGACUAUUAUAUUAAAAAGGUAACAGAAUUAUUAGCUGAAAAUGAAAAGCUUAAGGAGAUAAAUAAAGUAUACGAGACGAAUACGGCUUUAACACAAGAAUCUGCAGAGAAACAAUCUACAUGCGAUGAAAGCAAACUUGAAUUAUGGUACCGGAAAAUAUGUAAUGUUUGCUUACCGGUUGUAACAGCACAAGAUAAUGUGCUUGAAUUACAAAGUCGUAUGAAAACCUUAGAGUUCAAAAUGAAGAUAAAAACUGACUCCGAUAAAGCAAAUAGGAACUUGAAAUUACAUAAAUCUGUAUCGGAAGAUGACGUUUCUCUGGAUUCAGCAUUUAUAAUGCAAUAUGAGAAGAAAAAAGAAAUUCUAACGUCAGAAUUGAAGCGCUGGCGCGAUAAAUGGUACUUGGCUGUCAGAGAGUUAAACAGAACAAAAAAAGAAUUAAAAAACACAGGUUACGAUUUUCCUUCACGUUUAAUGCUACAAGAACAAAACCUAGUGAUUGAAAAUUCUAAACUCAAAAACCACACGGAUCACUACAAACGUCUUAAUAUAGAAUUUUUUUCUGACACAAAUCAACGCAAUAAUAUUAUAAUGACAUGUUUUACAUUCAUACAAGAUAUGUACAAUGAUUUGUCUGCGAAUAAUGAUAUCAAUCCUAACAGGGAACAAAGCUUCCAACGUUUUAAUCAAAUUAUUAAAUCUAAGAGUACAUCUUUUCUAGACGAUAAAAAUUGGAAUGCAAUGAAGAGUAUUCGAAAUAAUGAGAACAAACAUGCUUUGCCUGCUGAUGACGAUUCUCCCGGAUCCAGUACGUCAAAGCGACCACGACAAAUAUUUGAUAAUUUUGACAUCAAUUUCAAUGAACUCGAAGAAAAAAUGGAAACUUCAGACGAUGACGACAUGUACAGUUCAAAUAAAGUAUUUAAGACACCUUUGGCAGUUUCACAAAAUCCGAAUGAAACGCGUAUUAUAAAAAAAUCAGUUGAAGAAGAACAAGAUGGAACUCAAAUUAUAACAAAUACGGUAACCUCCAAGGUAAAACCUUUAUUCCAAACUUUAAAACCCGCAGUAACAGCGAAAAAGAAUUUGGUAACUAAUAUAUUAUCAGAAAAAAUAGUUCAAGUUCCACAAAAUAAAGAGCACGUAAAAAAUGUUCUUCUAAAAUCGAAAAAUUUUAAUCAAGGGCUUCUCAAGACUGCCAUAGGUGGUACUCUAAAAGAAAAUAAAAAAUAUAGUCCAUCCCGUGUCCGAAAGAGUCCACGAACUAUUGUAUCGAAAGUUGCCAAUACUGCGAAUUUUGCUAAACGACAACCACCACGAAAUGUCCCUGGAAUGGCGGAACCCAAUGUAAGAAUUAAUCGCGCCGCCUCAUUUCGCGUUAAAAAGCACUAAAACGUAUGGUGUUCUCAACACAUUAAACUAAAAUUUUAAGUUUUUUUAUUUUUCUCACUUUUACUAAAUUCUAAAUGUAUAUUUGAUUUUAAAGUUUUUUUUUCUUUUUUUUU
Messenger RNA from Teleopsis dalmanni, 2911 nucleotides. Its product is annotated as kinesin-like protein KIF18A. Bases 327 to 2798 code for a protein of 823 amino acids. Gene Ontology annotation, molecular function: ATP binding; microtubule binding; microtubule motor activity. The transcript is spliced from 6 exons. The record is from RefSeq and is a predicted model, not a curated record. Lineage: Eukaryota; Metazoa; Arthropoda; Insecta; Diptera; Diopsidae. Gene Ontology annotation, biological process: microtubule-based movement.